Cynara cardunculus var. scolymus (artichoke) is the source of this 985-nucleotide messenger RNA. RefSeq lists its product as uncharacterized. NCBI's taxonomy places the organism in Eukaryota, Viridiplantae, Streptophyta, Magnoliopsida, Asterales, Asteraceae. The transcript is spliced from 9 exons. The coding region runs from base 66 to 833 and encodes 255 amino acids. The record is from RefSeq and is a predicted model, not a curated record.
GUGGAUUGUUAUAUGAAAGCUCUUGGGUGUGGCUUCUCCUUGAUGUAUGCCCAUACAAGAGUUACAUGUCAAAAUCAAGUUCCUCUUUCAUGGAUAAGCCAUCAGAGUCGGCCAAGGGUGAUUCAAGUGUCGAAAGAGAAAUGAGACAAAUACUAAAUCAUUUGAACGAUCUGCGGAAUCAGCAACCAAAGGAUGAUGUGCCCCCACCGCCACAUAUCUUUAUUGACCUUUCAUCACCUGAAGAGGAUAUGGAAGUGUUCAAAGAACAAUACAAGGUUCUGGGCUCACCAUCAGUUGCUGCCAGUGCCAGUGUUCGCUGCAAAAAUUUAGGGUUUGAUAAUGGCUGUGUUACUUUCAUGUGUAUCAGAGAUAAAAAGGUUCAAUUUCCUGGCAAAUCUCUUUAUGCUCUGGGCCGCUCGUGGUUCAAGGAAGGGUUCACCGAGAAAGAUAAGGCACAUGAUGUAGGCUGCAUAAUAUCAUUUCCUGUGGGGAGCAAGGAGAAAGAGAAGAAUAAUGAUGAAGACUCGGAUACUUCAGCUGCCAAGAAGCUCUUACGAGACUUUGUCAUGCAGGCCAAGGCUCGAGCUAGAAUUGCCGAAAAGAAGGGGAAGAGGGUUCAGAAGAAGAUUCCUUUUGCUCCUACUCCUGCUAACAAGGUUCAGAAGGAGGUUUGUCUUUCUUCUACUCCUGUUAACAAGGUUCAAAAGAAGGUUCAUUUUGCUCCUACUCCACCUCCUCACCGUGGAGAAGGAAUAAGAAAAAAAAGGUUCGUCCCAAAGAUGCGAAGCUUGAGAGCUAUAAUGGCGAGCACCAAAAGAAUGCCAGAUGCCUGAAAGACUUGUUUGAAAUUGUGGGAUGAUAACUUGAAACUGUGGUGUGCUUGUUUUCAAAUAUUAGGAUGAUAACUUGAAAAAAGUUGUGGUGUUUUGGUUUGCUAACUCUGAACUGGAGUUCUAUGUUUAUGGGGUCAAAAAAGCUUUUGAAA